AUGAAGGCACAGAAUUUUAACUAUAGGAACUUUAAGUAUAAUAGUAUAUUAAGCACUGGAGAAAAUAAAAAGAUGCUUGAAUGUGAAUUCCAUGAACAGACAAUUGUCGUAAAGUGCACUGAUUUGUCAAAGAAACCCAAUUGUCUGGAUGAAUUGUUGAAUGAAGUUAAAAUUUAUAAAUCUCUUGCUAAACUUCAGGAGAUAUAUAUUCCAGAAUUGUUAUUUUAUAGCAAUUUUGCAAGUGGAAUGAGCUUUGUUAUGGGUAUGUCCAUGGUUGGCACUAUGUUAAGUCAUCAUAAGAUAGAUAAGAUUCAUGAUUAUAAGAUUCUUUACAAUAAUAUUCGUGAUCCUGGUUGA
Funneliformis geosporum is the source of this 357-nucleotide messenger RNA. The record is from the annotation of a GenBank genome assembly. Lineage: Eukaryota; Fungi; Glomeromycota; Glomeromycetes; Glomerales; Glomeraceae.